AUGCAGUUUUCCAAUAAUAUUUUUAAUAUAAAGAGCAUUUUCACUGGUUCUGAUAAAAUUUUGUUUACUCAAAAAGGAUUUAAAAUAAAUUAGUUAUGAUUUUUUGAAGUUUACACAUUUUUUAGUUGAGAGGGCAUAUUGGUCAUUUACGAAAAAAACUAACCUUUGACUAACAGUCAACUAACACUAUAGUGGUGGGAGUGGCAUAAAAGGGUGGAAAAACUUAAACUAGUGACAUAUAAGGGAGAAGCCAAUUUUGAGUGGCAUAUAAGGGAACUGGUCAAAUUCUAGUGGCAUAUAAGGGAUUCUCUCUUAAAGAUUAAUAUGUAAUAGAAUUUAGGUUACAAACACUUGGAUAAGCAGCUAGUAGCCAUGGCCAAAAACCAAAAGAAAAUGCUAGGGCCAUUACGAGGCUAUGGGAGGACGAUAUAACAUCGAAUAAUUAAGUCACCAAAUUACACCAAACUGUUACAUUGCUCACUUCCACUUAUCAAUGUUCUCGUUAAUAAGAAUGACACCGCAUGGGCCUCAAGCUCCUCAUUUUGAAAGGUCCUCAUAUCAUGUUCCUCCCACAUAUGCCAACUGUAUAUGAGAACUUCAUUGAGAUGGUCUUCCACAUCCCCAACUCUUUUAAUUUUCUGACAGCCACUCUGGUUGGUGAUUUUCUCCCACACAGUUGAAGAUCAAAUGUCUUUGCUGUUUCUAGUUGCAGAUCGCAUAGCAAAUAAACCGUGUUUUGAGGCCAUCUGCAGAUCACUAGCUUGUGUGUUCGAUGAAAAAUUCGGAUCACUAGCUUGACAGGAUUUACAUGGCUUCAAACGCUGGCAAGAAGCUCAUUCAGAUCGAUGUGAGCUCUGAUACGGUGUGCCCAUGGUGCUUUGUCGGGAAAAAGAACCUCGAGAAAGCUAUGGAGCAAAACAAGGACAAGUUUGAUUUCGAGGUCCGCUGGCAUCCAUUCUUUUUAAAUCCGAAUGCACCUAAGGAAGGCAUCAAGAAAUCUGAUUACUACCGGAUGAAGUUUGGCCCUAUUCAGUUUGAGCAUGCAACUGCUCGUAUGACAGAGAUAUUUAGAGGACUUGGGAUGGAAUAUGACAUGUCUGGGUUGACUGGAAAUACAAUGGACAGCCAUAGGCUCAUAACUCUUGCUGGGCACCAAGGUUAUGACAAACAAAGUGCUCUUGUUGAAGAAUUAUUCCAAAGUUACUUUUGCCAUGGAAAGUUUAUUGGUGAUCGGCAAGUUCUGCUGGAUGCUGCAAGAAAGGUGGGCAUAGAAGGAGCAGAAGAACUUCUUCAAGAUUCUAACAAAGGAGUCGAUGAGGUCAAGGAAGAACUCAACAAAUAUUCCUCUGGAAUUUCUGGUGUUCCUCACUUUGUGAUAAAUGGGAAAUUUCAGCUCAGCGGCGGCCAGCCUCCAAAUGCAUUCACAAGGGCUUUUGAUGUUGCUGCAAAAGAUGGGGCUCAAUGAUUGUGCGUGUGGGAAACACUUAUAGGUUACUUAAAGCAUGUGCAAAAUAGAAUAAAAGCUGGUUUGCAGGAAAGAAUAAGAGUUGCUGAUAUAUGGUUGCUACACGGUAGGUACUUGAAUCUAUUGUAAUCUGAUGAUGAUAAUAUUCUACAUUUUUAACAGCUGUAUAUAGCCAUGAAAAAUUGAGAACGCUGUGAAGAAAAUACAUGUCCUAAGUGUAUGCACGCACCGGCUUUUUUUUUUUUGGCUCCUGUGAAAAUUACGGCUGCUCCAGUUGCACCUUGCCCUUGCUGUAAAAGUAAAAGGUCUCAUCUUUCUUGCUUCUGUAAAAGGUCUCAUCUUUGCUCUUCUGUAAUAAUUUCGACCAAGGUA
This is a messenger RNA of Oryza sativa Japonica Group (Japanese rice), 1837 nucleotides long. RefSeq lists its product as uncharacterized. NCBI's taxonomy places the organism in Eukaryota, Viridiplantae, Streptophyta, Magnoliopsida, Poales, Poaceae. Gene Ontology annotation, molecular function: oxidoreductase activity. The record is from RefSeq and is a predicted model, not a curated record.